Messenger RNA from Podarcis lilfordi (Lilford's wall lizard), 28500 nucleotides. Lineage: Eukaryota; Metazoa; Chordata; Lepidosauria; Squamata; Lacertidae. The record is from the annotation of a GenBank genome assembly.
GGACUCGGCUUGGCAAGGGUUAAAGGGAUCUGAGCUGCCUUCCUAGAGAGGCCAGGAAGCAAGGGGGGGCAGGUCCUCCAGAGCCAAGGCCCCUCCCUCCCCAGUCCUUUCCUGCUUGGGUGUCUCUCCUGGGAUCUGGUGAGUCUCCUCUCUCUCUCUCUCUCUGGGAUCUGGUGAGUCUCCUCUCUCUCUGGGAUCUGGUGAGUCUCCUCUCUCUCUGGGAUCUGGUGAGUCUCCUCUCUCUCUGGGAUCUGGUGAGUCUCCUCUCUCUCUGGGAUCUGGUGAGUCUCCUCUCUCUCUGGGAUCUGGUGGGGGUCCCAGGGCUGCAGCAGGGGAGGGGCCUGGGGGGACCCCAAGUCAGGGAGGAGAGGGUCCUGCCAGGGAGGGGCCAGGUCUGCCACGCUCUCCUUCCUGCAGAGCAGAGGAUCCCAAACUCAUUUGGCCUUCCGCCCCCCCUUCAGAAAAACAAUGACUCCCACGAAAUCUCCUUCUUUAAACAAAGGAGUCCCUGGGACUGUGUGGCGUCGCUCAGCGGCAUUGCAGAACAGAGGAAACAUCUGCAAAUGGUUUUCGAAAGCUGGACGAGGAGGUGGACUAGACACCCCACACCCCCAAAAAAGGUGGGAAAGAGAGGCCAGGAGUAAAGAGAGGGAUCCCAGCCCAGAGUCUGGCUGCUGCAUUGGGGACCAGUUUCCCAGUGUCUCCCAGGGCAGCUCCCCACAGAGGCCACUGCAGCAAUCCCCUCGCACCCAGAGCAGGGCAUCCCAGGACCACAUCCUCUCUCUCCCAAAGGGGUUGUUGCUGGCAAAGCAGCCGGAAAUGGGCGCUGCUACUCCCUGAGCCUCCAGGGACCUGGGCAUCAAUGGCUGUGCGUGUGUUCAGCCAUCUAAGAGAAUAAUAAUCAUAAAUUAGCUGCCUAAGUUCCAAAGGAGAUGUAUUUGGCCCCACCCACUUGGCCCUCAGGGGGUUGACUAGAUACAUACCUGGCCCUCAGAGCAAAGAAAAAGGGACCCCACCCCAGGAGUCUGUUUUUCAGAGCAGCGGAGAGUCCAAGUGCAAGAAAAGGAGACAGAAGCAGGGGGGAAAUGUGCCCUGAAGUGGGGGUGGGGGGAGAACAACUCCUGAGGACCCCCAGGUGAGGACCCCCACUAGAGCCAAGCAUCCAUUUUCCACAAGAUACAAAUGACUCCCUUGUCAGUCAGUUCUGACUUCUUGCAUUGACUGGAAGGCAGGAGCAACCAGGCUGACUCAUCUCCCAGAAAUCCCUCCAGUUGCCUCCACAUUCUGCAUUGCUAGAGGGCUGGAGACUUACUUCUUCUCCCCUUCCUCCUCCUCUUUCUUUUCAAAAAGGUAUCUCAUGGUUUGGGCUCUGGUACCGUCCAGUCCUGAUUCCUGGCAAGACUCAUCCAUGCUUGUUCAGGGAUCUUGUUUCUUCUCCUGACCUACAAAUUCUGUAACAGAACAAUGUAUUUGCUUUCUAGGAUUUGCUAGAGCUUCUCAUUAAGACGGACACAACUUGGCAGAAGACCAAAGGGUACCUUCCAAUCUCUUAGAGACUUCCUGAGAGCACAGAUGGAUGAGCAAGACCCCGUUGGCCCUGAAGCAGGAAGGGGCCAUGCCAACCAAACUGGGAGCAGUGGGGGAUUCUGGGAAAACUCUGUGCAGAAGAUCCUGGGUGAGGAGGACACCCUCUGCUCAGAGGUGCAGAUCCAGCAGUUGAGGCAGUUCUGCUGCCAGGAGGCCAAGGGACCCCGAGAGGUUUGCAGCCGAUUCUACCACCUUGACCUUCAGUGGCUGAAGCCAGAAAGGCACACGAAAGCUGAGAUGCUGGACCUGGUGAUCUUGGAGCAGUUCCUGGCUGUCCUUCCACCGGAGAUGGAGAGCUGGGUGAGGGACUGUGGAGCAGAGACCAGUUCCCAGGCGGUGGCCCUGGCCGAAGGUUUCCUCCUGAGUCAGGCAGAGGAGAGGAAGCAGGCAGAGAGAAAGCAGGUGAGGGAGACUUUCCUCUGGAUACUACCUUGACCAGAGCCAGGGCCUUUUCGGAUGUGGCUCCAUCCUGGUGGAACGCUCUCUCACAAGAGACCAGGGCACUGUGGGAUUUGACAUCUUUCCUCAGAGCAUGCAAGACAGAGCUGUUCCGCCAGGCCUUUCUUCAGGGUUCAGUCUGAUUCUUUUCUUUCAGUACAAGAAUAAGCACUAAAGAGGCUUCCUAGCCCGCUCACACCUCCUUUAUAAGACCAGUGGUAACAGUAGUUGGCCCUAGCGAAUAUUAACCACUCUCAUUUUUACUUGACUUGAUCAUGGAUGGAGGAUUUGACCUGGCAUGUGUAACAGAGACUUGGUUGGAGGAAGCAGAUGGGCCUGUUCUUGCCGCUGCUUGUCCACCAGGUUUAUCUUACACACAGCAACCCAGGUCAUGUGGGCGGGGAGGGGGGGUUGCAGUGAUUCUUAGGAAGUCAUUAGUUUGCACCAGGCGUCCUAUUGGGAAGACCCAGUUCUCUGAGUGCAUGUUCUGGAAGUUGGGCAAUAGGGGCAGUUACAGGAUUCCUUUUGGUGUACCGACCUCCCCGCUGCACCAAGGAUUCCCUGCCUGAGCUGCUUCAGGUCGUGGCAGAUGUUCUCCUGGAGACACCUAGCUUGGUUGUCCUGGGGGAUUUUAAUAUUCAUGCCGACACGACCUUACAAGGGGCCGCUCGGGACUUCGUGGAAAGCAUGGCCUCCAUGGGGCUGUCCCUGAAUAAGUCUGGCCCAACCCAUAGCCGCAGACAUGCCUUGGACCUGGUGUUCACCUCUAUGGAUGUUGGUGAUCUGACACUAAGUAAAAGCGAAACGAAAGAAGUGCCAUGGUCAGAUCACUUCCUGGUGCAACUGGACUUCUCCGCGACCCUUCCCCUGUGCAGGGAGGUGGGACCAAUUCGGAUGGUCCGCCCCCGCCACUUAAUGGAUCCAAAUGGUUUCCAGAGAGUGGUAGGGGAUGCUUUAUCCCAUGUUGAUGGCCUUUCAGCUGAUUCCCUGGUGUCCCGCUGGAAUGUGGAGUUAACAAGGGCUGUUGACUGUUUGGCUCCAAAGCGCCCUCUCCGAUUGCAUGGAGCCCGGACAGCCCUGUGGUUUUCCACGGAUCUGAGGGCAAUGAAACAAUCGUUGAGACGGCUAGAGCGCCGGUGGCGGAUGACCCAUUCUUUUUUUUUUUAUAAUAUAUUUAUUCCAAAUUUAAAAUUACAAAAGAAAAAAAGACCAUACAAAAUAGAAUAAACAUAUAACAAAAAACAGACAAUAAGAAAGACUCAACAAAAAAUAUAAAAGUACAUUACAAUAAAAUAAAACAAAAAUCAAAUUAAACCUUUACAGCCUUUUUUCCUUUUACUUAUUUCCGUGGCCUCCUCUCACCUCCCUGCUUUGUAUUCUAGUUUAAAUCGUAUUUCCAGCAAAUCCUUCUAACCUUCUUUUCAUUUACUUAUUUUAACAUUCAAUAGUAUAAUUAGUACUCCUCUAUCCCAUCAGUUUCUAUACUUCAUUUUUACUUAGUCCAUAAUAUCAUAUCUGCCAAAGCGACCUAAUAAUCUUUUUCCAACCUCUUUCUAACAUUCUUUUAUGAUGCAAUAUUUUUGAAGAUAUAAUUUAAAUUUUUUCCAGUCUUCUUCCAUCGACCCUUCUCCCUGGUCUCGAAUUCUGCCGGUCAGCGGAUGACCCAUUCUGAAGCUGACCGGAUACAGGUUAGAGCUCAAUGUCGAGCCUACCAAGUGGCGGUAGCGACGGUGAAGAAGACUUUCUUCACCGCCUCUAUUGCAUCUGUAGAAAACAGCAGCAGGAGACUUUUUCAGGUGGUCUGCAAUUUAGCGGAACCACCUGCUACAUCGGGGCCCAGUACGGGCCACAUGAUCUCCUGCAAUGAUUUUGCAAAGUUUUUUGCAGAUAAAGUCGCUCAGAUUCGGGAAGAGGUAGACUCCACCGUGGGAGCAGGGCCGGGGCGGGAGAGUGCUAGAGUCCUGUCUAGUCAAACUGCGUGGGAUCAAUUCCAAUCUGUUACCUCCGAGGAUGUGGACAGGCUGCUUGGACGAGUGAAACCAACCACCUGUCUCCUGGAUCCUUGCCCAUCCUGGCUUAUAAAAGCUGGCCCGGAAGGGCUGGGCGAUGGGCUUCCUGGGGUGGUGAAUGUUUCCCUCCGUGAAGGAGCCUUCCCAGACCCGCUGAAAGAGGCGGUUAUUAAACUGCUUCUUUAAAAACCAUCUUUAUUGCGGCCACGAUGGCCAACUAUCGCCCAGUCUCAAAUCUUCCAUUCUUGGGCAAGGUGAUUGAGCGAGUGGUUGCCGAACAACUCCAGGCACGCCUGGAAGAAGCGGACCAUUUGGAUCCCUUCCAGUCGGGAUUCAGGCCUCAUCAUGGGACUGAAACUGCCUUGGUCGCACUGGUUGAUGAUCUCCGGCGGGCUAGGGACAAAGGUGAGAGCUGUUUCCUAGUUCUGCUGGAUCUCUCAGCGGCGUUUGAUACCAUCAACCAUAACAUCCUUCUGGACCGUCUUGAGGGGCUGGGAGCUGGGGGCACUGUCAUACAGUGGUUCCGCUCCUUCCUCCUGGGCCGUGUUCAGAAAGUGGUGGUGGAGGAUGAGUGUUCAGACCCCUGGUCUCUCACUUGUGGAGUGCCUCAGGGUUCUGUCCUCUCCCCCAUGCUUUUCAACAUUUACAUGCAGCCGCUGGGAGAGAUCAUCAGGAGGUUUGGGCUGGGUGUUCAUCAGUAUGCGGAUGAUACGCAGCUCUACCUCUCUUUCAAAUCAGAACCAGUGAAGGCGGUGACGGUCCUGUGUGAGUGUCUGGAGGCAGUUGGUUGGUGGAUGGAUGGUGGCUAACAGACUGAGAUUGGAUCCUGACAAGACAAAAGUACUGUUUCUGGGGGACAGGAGGCGGGCAGGUGUGGAGGAUUCCCUGGUCCUGAAUGGGGUAACUGUGCCCCUGAAGGACCAGGUGCGCAGCCUGGGAGUCAUUUUGGACUCUCAGCUGUCCAUGGAGGUGCAGGUCAAUUCUGUGUCCAGGGCAGCUGUUUACCAGCUCCAUCUGGUACGCAGGCUGAGACCCUAUCUGCCUGCGGACUGCCUCGCCAGAGUGGUGCAUGCUCUGGUUAUCUCCCGCUUGGACUACUGCAAUGUGCUCUACGUGGGGCUACAUUUGAAGGUGACCCGGAAACUACAACUAAUCCAGAAUGAAGCAGCCAGACUGGUGACUGGGAGCGGCCACCGAGACCAUAUAACACCGGUCUUGAAAGACCUACAUUGGCUCCCGGUACGUUUCCGAGCACAAUUCAAAGUGUUGGUGCUGACCUUUAAUGCCCUAAAUGGCCUUGGUCCGGUAUAUCUGAAGGUGCGUCUCCACCCCCAUCGUUCUACCCGGACACUGAGGUCCAGCACCGAGGGCCUUCUGGCGGUUCCCUCACUGCGAGAGGCCAAGUUACAGGGAACCAGGCAGAGGGCCUUCUCGGUAGUGGCGCCCUCCCUGUGGAACGCCCUCCCACCAAAUGUCAAAGAGAAGAACAACUUCCAGACUUUUAGAAGACAUCUGAAGGCAGCCCUCUUUAGGGAAGUUUUUAAUGUUUGAUGUAUCACAAUAUUUUAAUAUUCUUUUGGAAGCCGCCCAGAGUGGCUGGGGAAACCCAGCCAGAUGGGCGGGGUAUAAAUAAUAAAUUAUUAUUAUUAUUAUUAUUAUUAUUAUACCAGUGGACUGCCGUCUGUCCAGAUUUUAAUUUGUUUUGAACUAAUUUUAAGAAGUAUUUUAAUUAAUCGAUUGCCUGUUCUUAUGUUCUUUGUAUUCUGUGUUAGAUUUAUGAUGUUAGCCGCCAAAAGAUCGGCUCCGGCCAGGGAGGGUGGGGUACAAAUAAAAAAAUAUUAUUAUUAUUAUUAUUAUUAUUAUUAGGGGCUCCAAAGAGGAUGGAGAACAUCCCAUAAUGCUCUGCUGAUGGCCCAUCCUUUUUCUGGGAAGGCAUCCAUGGAAUGAGAUCUCACACCCUUAAAGUUUUUACUUUUCCAUUAUCUUUCUGCUAUUUCUUGUCAUUCAUUCUCUGUUUUGAAUCCUUGUUGCUUUUUCAGGAAAAGGAUCAUUUUGGGGAAAUGGACCUGGAUUCCUGUGAGGCAGAGAGGCCUCCGUUGGACACCAGAGAGAGGCCACUGGGUAAGGAGGAAGGCGGUUUUUCUCCAUUUGGUCUCAUUCUGUUGGUUUUCCAUAUAAUCUCUGGGUUCUUUUCAUCAAGUUUUUUUUGGGGGGGGGGGGAGUUGGGAGGAAGGGUCCAGAGGAGGAGAGAUGUAUUUCUGCAUGACUAACAUAUGAAAUGGGCACAAAUGUCCAAAUGCACUCAGCAGGUAAGGCUUUCUCAAAGGCCCAUCUAUAGUUAGAGAUGCCCUGUUUCACCUGUGAGAGACAUGGGCACGCCUGGCAUCCUGCUUACCUGUUUUCUCUUUCAGGAGACAGAAUGAUGCCGGCAAGACCUCCUGGUCCAUCUUUUCAUGGGGACAGAAGGGAAGCAGCGGCUGUGGAACCAGAUCAGGUCAGGGGAAGCUGCCUUGUGGGGACAGAGGCCGAGGGAUGGAGCAAUGUCAUGGACUGGUUGGGCACAGAGGAAUGGUGGGAGGAAGCAGCCGGGGAACCAGGAAGGGAAGAUGUCUCAGCCCAAGGAGUGGAGGUGGAGGAAGGAUGAGCGGUCAGAUGGAGAAGAGGGAGAAGCCCGGGAAGAGGAGGUGUCAGAAGCUGAAGGGAUAACAGGGCUUAGUGAGCUGGGAGACUCUGAGGCAGAAUGCAGUCCAGAAUCGGAGGCAGAAGAGGAAGGAGGCGAGUGGGAGGAGUAAAGGUCGAGAGUGUUGGGUUGAAAUCACGACAGACGAGUGGUGGGUGUCAAAGGAGAGGCGUCUGCCGGGGCAAGCCCCGGGAACUCUCUUUUAUUGAAUAUUACAAACAUUGCCACAGGUGUGCUUGUGGCUGAUUGGUUGAUACAAACACAAAGCAUCAUGUUGCUGAUUGGUUAACAUAGGUACAUGGCGGGAAUUAGAUAUAACAUCAAUCACUGAUAGAUCAAGGACUGGGAAACGGAGCUGGAACUAGACAGGCAUGAAACCUCCUAAUUAAAUUAUAACUAAAGAUUGAUAUUGAAGGAACAUAACAUGAAGGAAUACAACAAUCACGUUCUGUAGAUGUGGUCAGCAAUGCAUUAAGAACAGGUCAGGAUACACUGUUUCAUGAACUCAAUGGGAACUGUUCAGAACAUUCUCAGACUCUUGUGCAGAAGCAGAAGCGAGACUUCCCAGAAUGCAAGAGAAAAAGCAAUAGUGCUAAAAGCAAGACUUUCCCACAAUGCCACAGUUAUGUGCAGUAAGAGAACAGCAGAAAGAAAACUUCCCUUCAUCUCCCCCUUUCUUUUCUUGUUUGCGAGGCGUUCCAGGUGGAUAAGGCAAAAAUACUUCGGGAUUAGUGGUGUGCCAGCGAAUGCCCGAAAUAAGCCUGCCAGGGUCGAUGGGACAAAAAUACUUCAGGAUACGUGGUUUGCCAGCGCAUGCCCAAAAUAAAUCCGCCCACAUCUCCCCUAAGGUUUACUGUUGGUGUUGCCAUUUCGCAAAGUAAGCAGCAUGGAGUUUACUUGGUGGUUGAGGGGGAGAGAGAAGCCAAGAGAAAAGACUUAUGAGGCUAGGAACGCAUUGAAGGAAACAGCAUAGUAAAAUAAGAAUACAAAUUAUGAAAAUAGCAUAUUGAAAGAGACUACGAAGCCAAGUAAGGUUUGGCAACCAAGCGGUAAGCCACUGGGUGAAAGAAUCCCAGAGGCCAGGAAAACCAAUGUCCUGUUUAAUGUGAUGUGUAAGAUUUUGCAAAUGAGAGAUUUGGCUUUGAAUGGCUCUAGAAUUGUCAGUAAUAUUGAAACAACACAUGUCAUUCACUUGUUCACAGCCAUAAUGAUGAAGCAUGAGCAAAUAGUGAUAGCAGCACGAUUUCGUAAAAUUCCAUUAUAUAGUUCACUCUGUUCUUUAUUCAAAAGGUGAAGAGCUUGUGAAGUAAAAUUCAAGGCUUUUUUUUUUUUUUUUUUGCUGCAGAAUUAAUGUUCAUACGAUUCCGUACAGCCAAUCCAGGGACUCCUAAGAGAGAAACAGCUAAAGAGAUAUAUUCAGACCUACUGAGAAGAGAGACAAAAGCAUCACAAUCAUUAGUCAUUUCAAUAGAGCAGCGAUAUCUAGAGCGGGAUAAAUGAUGCUUCUUGGGUAAAAUGAUGGACAAACGGCUUAAAUAGCAAGGUGUGCCAUGGCUGAUGUAUUGCUGGAAUGUAAUUAAACGUAUAGCCAGGACACGACCAGAAGAUUUCCAGUUGAGGGAAGUGCAAGCUUACUCAUUAAAUUGAAUGGUAGCUUGUAAUUGCUGUAGUAAAUCUCUUCCCCACAGAUUGAGGUGGAUUUUCAGCACACAGGGCUGGAUGUAAGCAAUGGUUUCAGAGCUAUCAGGCAGAGAAACAGGCAGCCACUGUACGCUUUUGGAAGAGGUUUGGGGGCCACCCACACCCCAGACUGCAGAGGCAGACUCAAGGGGCCACGUUGGGUCCCAGCAACUACUAGAAAUUACAGAAACGUCUGCGCCUGUGUCAAUCAAGCCUUCCAGCACAAUACCAUUGAUUUUAUACUUACGAAGAAGUUUCUUCUCACCAAUCCUCUGGACUACAGCUAACAGCUGUGGAGGGAAAGAAGAGAGCUCGUGCAAAUUAGUAUCCAUAAUAGAAGCAGUAGGAUGAGAAGGAGCACCACCAAAUGCGCCCAAGACUCACCCUUUUUAAUUGCAUGGGCAUAUGGCUCCAGAGUUGAACCAUUAUUGUGCCUACAUAGUCAGGAUCCAGAACCCCAGGAAUAACCUGGAUUCCUUCCUUUGCCGCAGAAAAUUUGGGUAAAAUUAAACCUGCGACUUUAGGAGGCAGGGGGCCUGCCAAUUGAGUGGGCAUAAGCACAAUUUCACCAGGUAAAGCAGAGUCUUUGGUCUCUUGAUUGAUCAAAUCAAUGGCAAAUUCAGAGGGUUUGUUUUUUGAAAAGUUUGCAGCAGCAGAAAUUAAAGUUGGAAAUCUCUCUAAUUGCCCUGGCCCGAGAGUGGGGCCGUAAUGGAGUUUCCCGAACUCCUGCAUUGAUUAGCCCAAUGAUAGCCUUUGCCACAUUUCGGGCACUUUUUAGAAGGUUUAGCCUUAGAGGCAGCACCAUCCUUGUUUGCCCCCCCGCCAGGGGCUCUGCAUUGCUUGGCAAAAUGGCCUGGGCGCUUGCAAUUAAAGCAGUUACCAAUAGGCCUAGUGGUUGCUUGGAUAGCGCCGGCAAGCAAAGACAUCGCAUGGCUCUGGCUACCGACAUCCGCACAAGCUUGAAUCAUAUCGGCCAGGUCAUAUUUAGGGCGAUGUAUGAUUGACUGCAAAGCUUUCUUGCAAUCAGUGUUUGCGUUUUCAAAGGCCAAUUUUUUCAUCAAUUCAUUUUGAGCAGUGGUGUUAUCAAUCUGCCUAGUGACUGAUUCUUUCAAUCUAUCUAUAAACUGAUGGUAUGGCUCCGAAUGCUGUUGCUUAAUAUUUACAAAGGAGCUCAGCGGUUGCCCAGAAACAGGGACUUUCCGAAAGGCGCGUUGUACACAGGUCGCGGUGCGACUAAAAUGUACAGGUGUCAGCGUUGCCUGGGCAGUUAUAUCAGCAAACUGACCAGCGCCAUAAAGUUCAUUGGCAGUAUGUUGCGGAUCAGACAGGGCUGAAGCGCUAUGUUUAAAUUCACUCUCAAACACCACAUACUGAGCAGGGGACAAAAGCAUGCGCAUCAGGUCUUUCCAGUCCUGAGGUAGCAUAAUGUAACCAGUUGCUAUGCCUUCUAGCAUUCCCGUCACAUAAAAGGAUUUCAGACCAGAAUCAGCAAUGGCUUUCCUUAAUUCCCUCAUUACAGAAUAAGGAAGCGAUUCAUAAUAAAUCUGCUGUUGAGCAGUUCCAGGGUUUGAAUAAGAGAUAGGGAAAGCAGACGGCAUUUCACCUGGCCACUCAGACUCCUCCUCUAAGGACAGGAGCCCUUUCUGCCUUGCCAAAGAGAGCGCAGCGCGCACAGCUCCUAUAGAGCAAACAGGGGCUGUGGCAGGAGGAGGAGGGAUGGGGGGGAGGAAUCAGGCUGAGGUGGAGGGAUGGGGGGGAUGCAGGCUGAGGAGGGAGAGACGCAGGGGGGGAUUGGGUGGGCUGCAAAGGAAACGGAGGCAAAAGCUUCGGGUAAGGUGGGGGAUUGUCUGCGAUGGCGAAAAGUGCGGGGGCCGAGCGAGACGCCUGUGGUAAUUUAGCAACAGCAUCUGCACAUUUCUGCCAAGUGAGCAGACAAUGAAUCGGAGCCCUAGGUUCUGCAAAAAAGGGUCUUUCCGAUCUUUUGCCAAGUCUCUACUUCCAAAGAACCUUUCUCUGGAUAGGAGGGGUAUUGGCAAGAAAUCUCACAUAGCAAUUGUUCAAUUUCUUUUAAGGAAAUAUUAACACCCACCUCCCGCUGUCUAACUAAAUAAAGCAACUCUUUAGCAUGCUCUUUCUGGAAUUUAGUCAAUUCCCCUCCCAUACUCACGAAGUAGCGCGCUGAGACUUUUGCAGUCGGGUGAAGUAUGAGGUUUGGCUGCGUAAGGGAUCUGGCACGUCAGGGGUCACCAGAUGUUGGGUUGAAAUCACGACAGACGAGUGGUGGGUGUCAAAGGAGAGGCGUCUGCCGGGGCAAGCCCCGGGAACUCUCUUUUAUUGAAUAUUACAAACAUUGCCACAGGUGUGCUUGUGGCUGAUUGGUUGAUACAAACACAAAGCAUCAUGUUGCUGAUUGGUUAACAUAGGUACAAGGCGGGAAUUAGAUAUAACAUCAAUCACUGAUAGAUCAAGGACUGGGAAACGAAGCUGGAACUAGACAGGCAUGAAACCUCCUAAUUAAAUUAUAACUAAAGAUAUUGAAGGAACAUAACAUGAAGAAAUACAACAAUCACGUUCCGUAGAUGUGGUCAGCAAUGCAUUAAGAACAGGUCAGGAUACACUGUUUCAUGAACUCAAUGGGAACUGUUCAGAACAUUCUCAGACUCUUGUGCAGAAGCAGAAGCGAGACUUCCCAGAAUGCAAGAGAAAAAGCAAUAGUGCUAAAAGCAAGACUUUCCCACAAUGCCACAGUUAUGUGCAGUAAGAGAACAGCAGAAAGAAAACUUCCCUUCAGAGAGGAGAGUCAGGAGAAGGAGGAGCCACCGGGGGCUCCCUCUCCUUCUGCCAUAAGCCACCCUCCCUGCUUGUCUCUCAGAGCCCGGAGACUUCUGACAAUGGAGGAGCAAAGGCAGGCUGCACACUGGCGCACUGUUGGAUCGCUUCCCAGAAACCCCAGAGAGAAGGGGACUUGGAAAGCUGUGGGGAGCUAGGGGCCUUCUCUUUUGGCAGCUGAUUUCAUGGAGGAAGACCCUGUCAUGGAAUUCUACUCAGUAUUGAUCCAGGCAGAACUCCAAUGUAUAGUUACCAGAGUGAAAACGUAAAGACGUUGCAGGAUUCCCCAAAAUAGACCAGAGGCAAUUGUAUUUCACCCAGCAGAGCUUUACUCCUACUGAAGACAAUGAGCAUAAUGGUCCCAAAUCCAAAACAUUCCGGAUUGGCCCUGUCCAUAAGAAAUCCAGUUGCAGCAAACUUAACUGAAAUUUCCCACAACUUAUAAUAAGUUUAAACUUCAACACUCAGCAUACUCUGUACAGAACACCAGAAGGAAGAGAGAGAGAGAGAGAGAGAGAGAUACCCAGGCUCCUUCUGGCUUCUUCUUAUAGUCAGCAUGACCUUGACAGAAGACAGAACAGAACCACUUUAACCCAGCUGUACUCAGGCUGCGAUGCCUGGGUCCUUGUGCCGAAGGCCAAGCUCAGAAAGGGUGGCCCUAGGUCCCAAAAGAUGAUUUUCUGUGGGUAUGAGCCAGGGACCAAGGGGUGGAGAUUUGCCUAUCCAACAGGCAAUCAGUCCAGGAUUCUGCUCAGCAGCAGUGCUGAGUUCUGUGAGUAGAAUGGAUGGACACGCAUACAGGGGAACCCUGAUGUUCUUUCAGAGAGUCUGCAAGACUCUGCUGAUGAGGAAGAGGUAGAGGUUGAACCUGCUGCUGAGGCACAGAGUCCUGACCCAGAGCAGGUAGAGGGAAGAACUUCUCCUAAAGCUGUGAAGCUUGAACAGAGAAGUGCUCCUUCCUCACCCACAGGUUCAGCUGAGAAGUCUAAACGGCGCAGUAAGUCAGAGGGGGAGCCCUCUGAGGCCAAGGAUGUUCUAGCUGGUCCUAGUGGGUCUGAGGGGGUACCUGAAACUGGGUUGAGACGUUCAGCUCGCACAACGAAAGGUAAACCUCCUGACAGGUUUGCAGUCACAAGUGUGUGGGUUGGCAUGGCACAGUGUGAACCCGAGAGUUUUGAGGGUGUUCAGAAACUGCCUCAGGAAGAAGCCAGGAAAUGGCAUGAGGCAAUGCAGAAGGAGAUGAGCUCAAUGGAGUCUCUAGGUGUGUUCUCCCUCACAACGUUGCCAGUGGGCAAACGGGCCGUGAGCAGCCGCUGGGUUUACCGUCUUAAACCCACAGGAGCAGGGGAACCACAGUACAAGGCUAGGCUAGUAGCCAGAGGGUUCACGCAGCAAAAGGGGCUGCAUUAUACUGAGGUAUAUGCUCCUACCUCCAGAAGUGAAACUCUGCACAUGCUCUUAGCGAUUGCUGCACAGAGUUUUUCAAGUGAAUGACUUUGAUGUGGAUGUGGCCUAUUUGAACUCAGAGCUCCAGGAGGAUCUGUACAUGCUUCCUCCUCCAGCGUUUGAGGGCAAUGAGCCGAAUACUGUAUGGAAGUUUCACAAGUCCAUUUAUGGCUUAAAGCCUUAGAGAAGCUAGGUUUCAAGAAGAGUCUGAAUGAAGCCUUAGAGAAGCUAGGUUUCAAGAAGAGUCUUGCUGACAGCUGCCUGUACCUUAAAGGGUCAGGAGAAUCACAGGAAAUGGUGUUGAUCUUUGUUUAUUACAUCAUUCACAUCUCAGGGGCAAACAAACAGGUGCAGAAGUUUGCCAAAGAGCUUGGAAAACGGUUUCAGCUCAAGAACCUGGGUGCAGUAAGGAUCUACUUAGGUGUUCAGAUAGACAGGACUGAAGAUGGAAGCUUCUUGCUCAGUCAGAAAGGCAAGAUUGAGCAGUUGCUUGAGAAGUUCAGAAUGUCUGAUUGUGCAGGGGUUAGGGCACCUAUGGAGACGAGCUACAUGAAAGACAGUCGGCUAGCAGAACGCGUUGAGUGCGAGAACGCUGAGCUCUUCCAGUCCGCUCUGGGUAGUCUGUUGUAUCUGUCCCAAUGGAGCAGGCCGGACAUUGCUUUUGCUACCAAUCUGCUCAGUAGGGAAGCAUCAAAGCCCAGUGUAAAUGCCUGGCAUGGUAUCAAGCGGGUGCUGCGUUACCUGCAGGAUACCAAGGAUGUCAUUCUCUCUUUUUUUAAAAAAAGAUAUUUAUUAAGAUUUUCAAAAUGUUACAAAACAAAAACAAAAAAAGAAAAAAGUACAAAAAUAAAAAUAGCUAAAAACAACUCAAUCUUUCCAUUACUUAUUUUUCAUUAGCUAAUUUCCGGAACUCCUCACGCCUCCCUUUUUUUGUAUUCCAGUUCAGUUUGUUGGUUCAGCAAAUCCUUACCCUCUUUGUUUAUCCUAGUCUUUAAUCUUAAAGUAUUGUAACGUUAAAUUUUUACCUAUUAAUAAUCCAUUUUUCAUAUUCCCUUAUAGUAUUACAGCUGAAAACCACUUAAUUUCUAUCCAACAUCAUUCUAACAUUCAUUAAUUUUACAAUAUUUCUGUAGAUAGUCCUUAAAUUUCUUCCAAUCUUCUUCCACUGACUCUUCUCCCUGGUCUCGGAUUCUGCCAGUCAUUUCUGCCAGUUCCAUAUAGUCCAUCACCUUCAUCUGCCAUUCUUCCAGAGUGGGUAGAUCUUGUGUCUUCCUAUACUUUGCAAUAAGUAUUCUUGCUGCUGUUGUGGCAUACAUAAAAAAAGUUCUGUCCUUCUUUGGCACCAAUUGGCCGACUAUGCCCAGGAGAAAGGCCUCUGGUUUCUUCAAGAAGGUAUAUUUAAAUACCUUUUUCAAUUCAUUAUAUAUCAUCUCCCAGAAAGCCUUAAUCCUUGGGCACGUCCACCAAGGACUUCAGUCUCAAGCUGUCAGCUGCAGGUGAGACGGCGCUUACUUGCUGGGCAGAUAGCGACGGGGCGAAUCUGGAUGACAGGAAGUCCGUAUCUGGGAUGGUAAUAAAGUUUGGGGAAUCUCUAGUUGGGUGGAAGUCCCGGAAGCAAAGUCUCAUUGCACUGUCCUCUACUGAGGCUGAGUUCAUUGCACUGUCGGAAUUUUUUAUUUUUUUUUAAAUGAUAUUUAUUCCAAGUUUAAAAUUACAAAAAACAGAAAGAAAAACAAUACAAAAUACAAAGAAAAAUUUAACCAUAACUGUAAUGAGUAUGAGUUACUCGUGCGUAAACUGGUGCCUCUCUAGGCUAAUUUGCCUUGUUAAACCUUUCUGACUGCACAACCCUCUCUCAUCAUGACUGUCUCAGUCACUAGCAGAAUCCGUCAGUGGGCGUUUCUUGAAUCUCUUCCAACAUAAGAGUUGUUUGACACCCAAUCUCCUCCGCCUCUCACUGCGCGGGAGCCUUCUGCGCAGGGUGGGCGUGGGUAGCGGGGGACCUGUCCCCUCCUCACUGAGUUCCAGUGAAGAGCCCGUGAGCCCUCUCUCCGAUUUUCCCAUCUGCUCACUUUUGUUCCUGGUGUUGCGCGUAAAUGCUUCCCCUCCACUGAGUCGCCUCCCCCUGCUGCUGGGUCCUUCUCCAGCAUCAUCCAGGAGCCUCCCCUUCGCCUCCCGCUCUGAUGUCAGUUCCCUGACAUCCACCUCCCCCCCAGAAUCCCCUCCACCCCUGGGCCGACCUGUGGGACCAACUUCGUCCCCUUCGUCGGCCGACGAGGCGGGGAAACCCCGGAAGGAACUGUCACCAUCUUCUGUGGGUUCGAAACCCGCUUCCCAAUCGCUCUUCCACCUACCAACGGGGUGGUCUUCCCCGUCUGAUGCUUCUUCCUCCGAAACCUCUCCUCCCUCCUCGGAGUCAGAAAAUCCCUCAAAAACCUCUUCCUCAUCUGUGGUUCCAAAUUGCUCCUCCCAGAAUCUCUCCAGGGGUUUGGGUUUGUCCGGGAACCGGCGGUGGAAUACCUCCACCAGAUACCUGUCCUCGACGGCUUCCGUGGGGACCCACGUGUUUUCGGACCUGGGUUCCCCUUCCCACGCUACCAAAUACUCCACCCGGCGCCCUUGCCACCUUGAAUCCAGUAUUUCCGUGGCCCUGUGGUGGUGUUCCCUUUCUUCUGCCUGCGGGUGUGUGGUGACUUCUCCCUCUUGCCCCUGGAAUUCCCGCCCUUCCCUAUGCGGUGAAAGCAGGGACCUAUGGAAAACCGGGUGUAUUUUCAUGCUAUCAGGCAACCUGAGCUUAAAUGCCACGGGAUUAACUUGCUGUGUUACCUCAAAAGGUCCCAGCCGUCUGGGCUGCAACUUCUUGCACCCCCCUUUGAAAGGUAGCCCUUGGGUGGACAACCACACCCGGUCCCCCACCCGUAUGGUCUCUGGGUGUCUCGCCGUCGAGAAACCCACCUCCACCUGCAGUAAGCUCAUGAGUUUCCUCCAGAACCGGGAAGUAAAUUGUUUUCCGCGGUCGGAGAUAACCCUCAAGGGGCGCCAUGCAGCCGGAAUAUGUGCUCCACAAACAACCGGGCUGUUUCCUCUGCCGUUACAGCAUGUGAGCAAGCUAUAAAAUGGCACAUUUUUGUCAGUAGGUCGACCACUACCAUGACUGCUGUCUUCCCCCGGGACUUGGGCAAAUCUGUCAUAAAAUCAAUGGAUACCACCUCCCAGGGUUUCCCCGGCGUGGGUAAGGGUUCCAGCAAUCCUGUGGGGGCAGCCCGCUCCCCCUUUGCCCUUUGGCAGCGGUCGCACCCCCGUACAUAUUCCCGUACAUCCUCCCUCACCCUGGGCCACCAGAACUGCCUGGUCACCAGCAGCAUGGUUUUGUGCUGUCCAAAGUGCCCAGCUGUAGGGUUGUCGUGGAGUUGUUUGAGUACCUUUCCCCUCAGGGUCUCCCCCGGUACGUACAGCGCUCCCCUAUAGUACAGUACCCCUUCCUUCUCCUCAAACCCUUCUUGGGUCCCUCUUCCGUCUCGUAGUUCCCGGAUUUUAGUUUGCGCGAACACGUCGUUUCUGGUCAGCCCGGCUAGUUCUCGUUUCCCCACCAAAGUUCCCCACACACCCAUCGGUCCUCGGGGAUCACGUGUCGUUUCUCCGGCGGCCCCUCUCCUUCCAGGUACUCCGGUUUACGCGAGAGAGCGUCUGCUCUUACGUUUUCUUCUCCGGGCACGUAGCGGAUUUCAAAGAAAAACUUGGAGAACUCCUGUGCCCAUCGAAUCUGUCUCUGGUUGAGUACUCGUGCGGUUCUCCAGUACUCCAAGUUCUUGUGAUCUGUGCAAACCUGGAUCUGUUGUUGCGCCCCUAUCAGUAGAUGAUAGACGCGGCCAACGAUGAAAGGCCGCGUAGAUUGCCAGCAGUUCGCGGUCAUACACUGUAUAGUUUUGCUCCGACUUGCUCAGUUUUCUCGAGAAAAAGGCACACGGUUUCCAUUCCUGCUUUCCCUUCCCUGGCUGCAAAAGGACCGCCCCUACGGCUCUGUCUGACGUGUCGGUCUCUAGCCUCAGGGGUUUCUCCAGAUCUACGUGCAGGAGUUGCUCUUCCGAUGCGAACGCCUUCUUCAGUUUUUCGAAGGAUUGCUGGGCCUCUUCUGUCCACACAAACUUCUUUUGCUACUGAGACAAUCCGUGAUGGGCGCUGUCAAGUGGGCAAAGUUCUUGAUGAACUUCCUGUAGAAGUUGCUGAACCCUAGGAACCUCUGUACGUCCUUCCGUGUUUUGGGAGCCUUCCACUCCAGCACUGCCUGCACCUUGCUUGGGUCCAUCGCUAAGCCUUUGUCAGACAACUUGUACCCCAGAAACUCGACUUCUCUGGCGUGAAACUGACAUUUUUCCAGCUUGACCCACAACUGGUGCUUCUGCAGUCGUUGUAACACUUCCCUGACGUCUCUAACAUGUUGUUCCUCAUUGUCCGAAUAAAUUAAGACGUCGUCCAAGAAGGCUACGCAGUUCUUGUACAGCAGAGACCCCAACACAUGGUGCAUGAAAGCUUGAAAACAGGCGGAGCCCGACUGUAAUCCAAAAGGCAUAACUAAGUACUCAAAGGCACCUAGGGGUGUGAACAUUGUGGUCUUCCAUUCGUCCCCCUCCCUCAUCCUGAUCAAAUUGUAUGCGCCCCUGAGGUCCAGCUUGGUAAAAAUUUUGCCUUUCCUCACUCGCGUUAAAAUGUCGUCAAUCCUGGGCAUUGGGAAGGUCACGGGUUCUGACACCAAAUUGACAGCUCUAUAGUCCACUACGAGCCUGGGUUUAUUUGUGUCCUUUUUGUCCACAAAGAACACCGGACUGCCCCCUACUGCCUUUGAUUCUCUUAUGAAGCCUCUUUUCAGGUUCUUGUCGAUAAAUUCUCGCAACUCCUUCAUCUCCCUGUCUGACAUGGCGUACAGCUUACCCACUGGCAGCUGAGCCCCCGGAAGCAAGUUGAUCUGGCAGUCAAAGGGCCUAUGGGGUGGCAGUCUAUCUGCCUCUUUUUCGCUGAAGACCUCCCGCAGAUCUGCGUAUUGUGGCGGCACCUCCCCUUUCCGCUCCACCGCCAUCCCAGCCACCCUGGCCACGGUCAUUCUUGGGGCUUCCCCUAGACAGUGUUCCAGGCAGUAAGCUGACCCAAAGGUGACUGUCCUCUGAUGCCACGCCACCACUGGAUCAUGUUGUGCUAGCCAGCUCAUCCCUAAUAUUAUUGGGGGUCCUGCUAGCGAGGCGACGUGAAAGGCGAUGGUCUCCGAGUGCCUGGACACCCUCAUUCUCAUUGGCGGGGUUUGGUGUGUCACUUCCCCUCCUAGAAGCUCCCUGCCAUCAAUGGUGGUCACUUGCAAGGGAAAAUCCAAAGGCAGUAAGUGGAGCUGGUGCUCUAAUGCAAAGUCCUUGCUGAAGAAAUUACAUGAGCUGCCUGAAUCCAGCAUGCCUUUCACCUUGACUGGGUGCCCGUUCGGGAGUUCUAGCACCACUUCGAUGGCUAUUGCCGCCUUGGGGGGGUCUGGUUGGGGCACUUUUACUGGUGGCUGGCUUGGCUGUUGUGCCCUUUGAUUGGCAGCCAAGUGUUCUCGUUUCCCUGUUCCUGUUCCUUUACCACCUCCUCCUCACCCCCUGCGGUUCCCACCAUUCCUUGCCAAGCCUUUCUUUGAGGGCAGGCUCUGGCAAAAUGGCCUGGCCGCUGGCAAAGGUAACACUUUGGUUUUCCAAUCCUUUCCCUCCUUUUUGCGCCCUUCGCUGGUGCUUGAAACUUCCCCCGCGCGCGCCCCAUCUAUUUCCAUUGGCUCUGCUGGCGGGGAGGGCUGCCUUGGUAUUUCAGGAAUGCGGUAGUCAUGGCAACGUUGCUCUCUCCCUUCCCGCCUCUCCUGGGCCCGCGCUUCCUGGCGCACGCCAAUCGCAAGCACAGCCUUGGUCAGCUGAUCCAUCCCCUGUGGGCGGGGUGCGCGGGAAAGUUCAUCCUUAACCGUUGGGGACAACCCCUCCUCGAAUAACAUCUGUAUGGGUUCGGAGCCCAGUUCCCACCCGAGGCGGUGAACUAUCAUGGCAAAGCGCGACCAGUAGUCCCUAACUGACUGGCUCCCCUGUUUACAGUUCAUCAAUUCCCGCUUUGUCACACUUUUUGAACAUCAGUGGAAAACAUCGCGUCCAUCGCUUGGAAGAAUUUCCUCAGGUCCUGCAUGGCGGAAUUCUGCGUCGCCAUAAGGGGUCUGACCCAUUCCCUGGCCCCGUCCUGCAGGUGACCCACAACAUAUGCCACCCGCGCCGCGUCGUCUUCAAAAUCGUUAUGCUGCAAGUCCAAUGCGUACUCUAUUUCCGUUCUAAACGCACUGUAUUCUUGCGGCUUCCCCCCAAACUUGUGCACCAGUCCCGGUACCUUCCUUGCUAUGGGGGUGGGUCUGACCUGUGCAUCUUGAGACCGCCUUUCGUCCAGCCGUGCCGUCAGAAUGGCCACAUGCUGCUCCAAAUCUCGGUUCCUCUCCUCCAGCGUUUGCCCUCCAGCUGCUCCCCCUUGGGUGCCUGCUUCUCCGGGCUUGCUCAUGAUGCUGCCUGCCUGCUGCUGCGCACGAGCAACUUUCAGGUACUGACGGAUUGCUGUGAUGAGUAUGAGUUACUCGUGCGUAAACUGGUGCCUCUCUAGGCUAAUUUGCCUUGUUAAACCUUUCUGACUGCACAGCCCUUUCUCAUCAUGACUGUCUCAGUCACUAGCAGAAUCCGUCAGUGGGCGUUUCUUGAAUCUCUUCCAACAUAAGAGUUGUUUGACACCCAAUCUCCUCCGCCUCUCACUGCGCGGGAGCCUUCUGCGCAGGGUGGGCGUGGGUAGCGGGGGACCUGUCCCCUCCUCACUGAGUUCCAGUGAAGAGUCCGUGAGCCCUCUCUCCGAUUUUCCCAUCUGCUCACUUUUGUUCCUGGUGUUGCGCUUAAAUGCUUCCCCCUCCACUGAGUCGCCUCUCCCCCUGCUGCUGGGUCCUUCUCCAGCAUCAUCCAGGAGCCUCCCCUUCGCCUCCCGCUCUGAUGUCAGUUCCCUGACAAUAACAAAGCGAGAAAUAACAAGAAAAAAGUGAACAAUAAAAUAGAAUAAAAAAGAAGACGAAACAAAAAAUAUAAAAAUGCAUUGAGUUAAAAUGGAACAAAAACAGAUUAAACCUUUACAUAACCUUUUCCCUUUACUUAUUUCCAUGACCUCCUCUCACCUCCCAAUUUUGUAUUCUAGUUCAGAUCGUAUUUCCAGCAAAUCCUUCUAACCUUAUUUUCAUUUACGUAUUUUAAUUUAAAAUAAUGUAGUUAAACAUCCUCUGUUUCAUCAAUUUCAUCAACUCAUUUUUGCUUAAUCCUUUAUAUCAUAUCUACCAAAACGACCUAAUUUUCUUUUUCCAACAUCUUUCUAACAGUCUUUUAUAUUACAAUAUUUUUGAAGGUAUAUUUUGAAUUUUUUCCAAUCUUCUUCCAUCGACCCUUCUCCCUGGUCUCGAAUUCUGCCAGUCAUCUCAGCCAGUUCCAUAUAGUCCAUCACUUUCAUCUGCCAUUCUUCUCGGGUGGGUAAUUCUUGUGUCUUCCAGUACUUUCCGAUGAGUAUUCUUGCUGCUGUUGUAGCAUACAUAAAAAAAGUUCUAUCCUCCCUUCGCACCAAUUGGCCGACCAUGCCCAGAAGAAAGGCCUCUGGUUUCUUCAGAAAGGUAUAUUUAAAUACCUUUUUCAAUUCAUUAUAUAUCAUUUCCCAGAAAGCCUUAAUCCUUGGGCAUGUCCACCAAAGGUGAAAAAAUGUGCCCUCAGUCUCUUUACAUUUCCAACAUUUACUAUCUGGCAAAUGAUAGAUUUUUGCUAGCUUGACUGGGGUUAAGUACCACCUGUAAAUCAUUUUCAUUAUAUUUUCUCUUAAGGCAUUACAAGCCGUAAAUUUCAUACCUGUGGUCCAUAACUGUUCCCAGUCAGCAAACAUAAUGUUAUGUCCAAAGUCUUGUGCCCAUUUAAUCAUAACAGAUUUAACCGUUUCAUCCUGUGUAUUCCAUUUCAACAGCAAGUUAUACAUUCUUGAUAGAUUCUUAGUUUUAGGAUCUAACAAUUCUGUUUCCAAUUUUGAUUUUUCCUCCUGGAAACCAAUCUUCUUAUCUAAAUUAUAAGCCUCCCUUAUUUGAUAAUAAUGAAGCCAGUCUCGAACUUUAGUUUUUAAUUUGUCAAAGCUCUGCAGCUUUAAUCUAUCUCCAUCUUGUUCUAAAAUUUCACAAUAUUUUGGCCAAUUUGUCUCCAUAUUGAUUUUUCUCAGAGCCUUAGCCUCCAUUGGUGACAGCCACCUUGGUGUUUUACUUUCCAACAAAUCCUUAUAUCUCACCCAGACAUUAAACAAUGCUUUCCUGACAAUAUGGUUCUUAAAGGCCUUAUGUGCUUUAACCUUGUCAUACCAUAAGUAUGCAUGCCAUCCAAAGACAUUGUUAAAACCUUCUAGAUCCAAAAUGUCCGUGUUUUCAAUAAGCAGCCAAUCUUUCAGCCAGCAAAAUGCGGCUGAUUCAUAAUAAAGUUUAAGAUCUGGCAGGGCAAAUCCACCUCUUUCUUUAGCAUCAGUUAAAAUCUUAAAUUUUAUUCUGGGCUUCUUGCCCUGCCAGACAAAUCUCGAAAUAUCUCUCUGCCAUUUCUUGAAACAGUCCAUCUUGUCCAAAAUCUGCAAUGUUUGAAACAAAACAACAUCUAGGCAAUACAUUCAUCUUUAUCACAGCAAUUCGGCCCAACAAUGAUAACUUCAAUUUUGACCAUAUUUCCAAAUCCUUUUUCACUUCCAUCCAGCAUUUUUCAUAAUUAUCUUUAAAUAAAUUCACAUUUUUAGCAGUCAUAUGAACCCCUAGAUAUUUCACUUUCUUAACCAAUAUUAAUCCUGUCUCCUUCUGAAACCUCUCUUUCUCAAUCUCUGUAAGAUUUUUCUCUAACACCUUGGUUUUCACCUUAUUCAACUUAAAUCCUGCUACUUGACCAAAUUCUUGAAUUAAUUACAAUACUCUUUUGGUACUGGAUUCUGGCUCCUGUAAUGUCAAAACCAAAUCAUCAGCAAAAGCUUUCAAUUUAUACUGUUUAGCUCCGAGUUGUAUACCUUUAACCAAUUGGUCUUUCCUGAUCAUGUUAAGCAAAACCUCCAGGACCGAUAUAAAAAGCAAUGGGGAGAUUGGGCAACCCUGUCUUGUUCCUUUCUCAAUCUUAAACUCUUCUGUAACUACGUUGUUUACAAUCAACUUAGUUUUUUGUUCUGAAUAAAUUGCACCUAUACCGUUUUCAAAACCUUGGCCUACCCCCAUUCCCUGUAAAUUUUUCUUCAUAAAACUCCAAGAAAUAUUAUCAAAGGCUUUCUCCGCAUCCACAAAUAUUAGGACUGCUUUAGUGUUAAUAUUAACUUGUAAUUUUUCUAAAAUGUUAAUUAUAUUCCUCGUAUUAUCUGACAAAUGCCUCCCCAGGAGAAAGCCCGCUUGGUCCUUAUGAAUUUCUUCCACCAAUACCUUUUUUAAUCUUUUAGCCAUAAUUUCCGCAAAAAUUUUGUAAUCCACAUUAAGUAGAGAUAUGGGACGGUAGUUCUUAAGCUGUGUCUUUUCCACUUCUGUUUUCGGUAUAAGUGUAAUAUAAGCUUCUUUCCACGACUCGGGUGCCUUCCCCCCCCAAUAUUUCAUUGCAAACUUCUUACAAAGGCUGUAUUAACCAUUCUUUCAAAGAUUUAUAGUACUUUGCAGUCAAACCAUCUGGCCCUGGAGAUUUGCCCAAUUUCAUAUUCUGAAUGACUCCUUCCACCUCUUGAUCAGUUAUUAUACAAUUUAGCAUUGAUUUGCUCUCUUGAGAGAUUUUUUGUAAUCCAUUUGUUCUCAAAAACCGAUCAAUGUCCAUUUCUUUCUGAGUCUCCUGCGUGUAUAACUGUUUAAAAUACUUCUGAAAACACUUUCUAAUCUCCGCAGGGUUCUGUAUGUUCUUUCCCUCUACUACCAAAUUCGUAAUAGUAUUAAGUUUUUGUCUUUUUUCAUUUGCCAUGCCAGCAGUUUCCCACACUUGUUCGCUGAUUCAAAUGUCUUUUGUCUCAUCUGUUUAAUCUUCCAUUCUAUUUCCUGAUUUGUCAGUUUCAUAUAUUGUACUUGAUAUAGCUUUAUCUCUUUUAAGAUCUCCUGUGAUUUCGGUUUCAUCCUCAGUCUCUUUUCUCCAUCCUUUAUUUUCUCCAAGAUUUUUUCCCUUUUCUCAUUUUGAACUCUUUUCCUAAUUGCAUUUUGUUGUAUCAGAAACCCUCUCAUAACUGCUUUACUUGCAUCCCAAAUCACUCUUUUUUCAGUCGUAGUAUUCAUGUUUAUCUCAAAAUAGUCUCUCAAGUUUUUCUGGGCCUUUUUAACAAUUUCCUCAUUCCUAAACAAGGAGUCGUUCAUCCUCCAUCUGAAAGAUCCAAUUGGCGUUAAUAUCAUUUCCAUCUUCACUGCAUUAUGAUCAGAGCAAAUUUUAGGGCAAAUUUCCACUUUUUUUAUCUUCGGGGCCAGUCCCCUAGUUAUCCAAAUUUGGUCUAUUCUUGUCCAUGUCAUUUUAGCUUCAGAGAAGAAGGUUCCUUCUCUUUCCAAGAGGUUCUUUGUUCUCCAAAUAUCUACAAGAUCCAUAUUGUCAGUCAUUUCGAAAAAUGUCUUUGGUAGUCUGCCAUCUUUCGUCACCGUUUGUCUUUGGGCUUUAUCCAUAUUCGUAGACACUACUCCAUUCAUAUCUCCCAUCAAAAUCAUAUUGUAAUCCAAAUAGUCCAGUAAAAUUUCAUGCAGUUUCUUAAAGAAUUCUGAUUUUUCCUCAUUUGGUGCAUAGAUACCUAAUGUCAAAAACUUCUGACCUUGUAGUUGUAUUUCAAUUGCGAUAAAUCUUCCUUGGUCAUCUUUAAAUAAAAAUUUCGGUGACAGGCUUUCCUUUGCAUAAAGUACUACUCCUCUUUUUUUAACGUUAUCUGAUGAAAUAAAUUCUUCUCCCAAUCUUUUAUUGGUCAAAAUUUUCCGAUGUAGCCUUGUCACGUGCGUUUCUUGUAAACAAAUCAAGUCCAAAUGUUCUUUUUUUAAUAUAUGAAAAAUUCUCCCCCUUUUUUCCCGAGAGUUCAGUCCAUUAACAUUCCAACUUAAUACUUGCAGUGUCAUGGUGUACUUCCUUCUCCCCCAACAGCCCCCAACAAUUUGUCUAUAUCUGUCGGUGGCGUUGAUUUCCCUUUCUUUUGUAGACUCUUGUCCUGUGCGGCAGGCUCUUUUCCAAGUCCUUUCUGUAGGUCUUCUUCGUAUGUGCUCAGAAACUUAUUUUUUUCCUCCACUGAUCUUAUUUUUGUCUUUCUUCCUUUGAAACUAAAAGAUAGGCCUUGAGGGAAUUCCCACCUGAAGAGGAUCUUACUUUUUCUCAACAGGGCCACCAAAUCUCAACAGGGCCCUGGUGGCAUUGCACUGUCGGAAUUGUGCAGGGAACUGGACAAUGCCUGGUGCAAAAGAUCUAUGGGGAUUGUUGCCUGCCCAUCACUGUUUGGGAAGACAAUCAACCCUGUCUGAAGUUGGCAGAAUCUGGGCAGUUUAAGGCCAGAACCAAGCAUCUAGACAUACAUUUCCAGAAUGCGUGUCAAAGUGUCAAUCCUAUUGAAAGCAAUCCUAUCGAAACAACACAGCAAUUAAGAGGAAGGAAAGAACAGAGCAUUGUGUAGCAGAUCAUAUUUCUGCUGUCUCAGAAGAGGACAUUUCCUUUUUUUUUAGGGUCCAGUGUGCUUUGAAGAUGUCACUGUUUGUUUCACGGACGAGGAGUGGGCGUUGCUGGAUCCUGACCAGAGAACUCUGCAUAAGCACGUCAUGGAGGAGAAUCGUGGGAUCGUGGCCUCUCUUGGUAAGGCUCCCUGUGGGAUCGUCCUAUCUGCAUGGAAAUUCAAAAAAUACCUCUAUGUAACAAACCUCAUACAUUUCCACAUAGCUCAACAGCGCCCAAUACAACACCUGGGAACCUAACACUCCCACAAUAAACCUUGAACAGCAAAUUCCAGUUUUUUCUGUGAACCAUCUUCCUCCAGUUCUGCCUUUUUAUACCACGGUUGGGUGUCUGAACUGCCCAGGCAUCUUAAAUGUCAACUUCAGUGUUGGUAUCUGAAGAAGUGUGCAUGCACACGAAAGCUCAUACUAAUAACAAACUCAGUUGGUCUCUAAGGUGCUAGUGGAAGGAAUUUUUUUUAUUUAGCUUCAGAGUUGUGCGGAAAGAUAAGUAGCUUCUGUCAAGUUUUCUGUUUUUGUUUUUGCUGCUGUCAGUCUUGGGUUGACCAGAGAGACGACUGACAUUGGAGAUGGAGGGGAUGCCAUGACUGGGCCAAACAAAAUCCAUCCCAGAGAAGAGCCAGGCUUAUUGAAUCUCAGGUAGUAGUAGCAGUGAUAGUAAUAAUAAUAAUAAUAAUAAUAAUAAUAAUAGUAAUAGUAAUUUUUAUUUUUACUUUGCCCAUCUGGCUGGGUUGCCCCAGCUGCUCUGGGGGGCUUCCAACACUUAUAUAAACCAGAAACAUUAAUCAUAACAAUCUGUUCCCAUAUAAAAAGUACAUUAACUUUAAAAUGAACAACUUACACUAGUGGCCAAAAUUGUGGAAACCUUUUGGAGAAAGUGUAUUUCAGAGCUCAUAACACCACUUUUUUGGGAGUAAUAGCAUAAAACUAUAUAUCAAUAGAAAGAUAAUUUAAUGAAGAAUGUAAUGAUUUUCUUCUGUCAUGCAGGCACAGUCUCUCAUUCUUCGAUCAUCACUUGCUGUUGUGCACCUUUUCCUGCCUUUACCAGUCUGAUUUUGGAGUGACUGAGUCCCUUAUACCUCUUCAAAAAUAUAGACCAGCUUUGGUUAAGUUUCCCCCAAUCUUUCUUCUAAUUUCUUCAUACCUGUAGCCUUGUUCACUUAAUAGUACAAUUUUACAUCUCUUUCUGGGUAACUACCAACCAAAUUGAUAGCAAUCACAUAAUACACUGACAAAAGUCAACCUAAGCAAGUUGUGCUUCCCUUUUCUGGUUAUAUGUCUAUAACUUUUGAUAGAAUACAGAUAAUUGAACAAACUUUGUUGCACUACAUUCUUGAUUAAAUUAUCUUUCCAUUGCUAUAUAAUAUGAUGGUAUUACAGUUAUACCUCGGGUUACAGUCGCUUAAGGUUGCGUGUUUUCGGGUUGCGCACUGAGCCGAACCUGAAAGUACCGGAAUGGGUUACUUCCAGGUUUCAGUGCUCGCACAUGCGCAGAACCACCAAAUUACGACCCACGCAUGCGCAGAUGCAAUGCUGCAGGUGGCGAACGCUGCGAGUUGUGAACAUGUCUCCCACACGGAUCAUGUUUGCAACCCGAGCAUCCACUGUACUCCAAAAGAAGUGGUGUUAUGAGCCAUCAAACAUCUGAAAUGCACUUUUUUCUAAAAGGCUUUCACAAUUUUGUUGUUGUUGUUUAGUCGUUUAGUCGUGUCCGAUUCUUUGUGACCCCAUGGACCAGAGCACGCCAGGCACCCCUGUCUUCCACUGCCUCCCGCAGCUUGGUCACAAUUUUACCACUACAGUAUAUCAAAGAAAGCAACAUUCAAGAACCCAUCAGAAUCUAAUAAGAAAUAUGUUGGUUAAUGACAAGCCACAAAGGUAAUGAACACACACCCAACUCCCUUCAGUUCUUCUUCAUUUGUUCCUGAGGCUCUAAUCCCUUUUUGUCUCCAUUGCAGAUUGUGAUGAAUUGGAAAUCGAGAACAAAGCUGAACACGACAAAAUCCCCAGAGUGGAGAAGCCAUGCAAAAAUUUGGAGUGUGGAGACAGCUGUACUCAGAGCUCCAAUCUCACUAAGCAUCAGAGAAUUCAUACAGGAGACAAACCCUAUCAGUGCAUGGAAUGUGGGAAGAGCUUCAGUUGGAGCUCCCAUCUCACAUACCAUCAGAGAAGUCAUACAGGGGAGAAACCCUAUAAGUGUGUGGAAUGUGGAAAGAGCUUCAGUCAGAGCUCCUCUCUCACUUCCCAUCAAAGAAUUCAUACAGGGGAGAAACCCUAUCAGUGCAUGGAAUGUGGAAAGAGCUUCAAUAAGAACUCCAAUCUCACUUCUCAUCAGAGAAUUCAUACAGGGGAGAAACCCUAUCAGUGUGGGGAAUGUGGAAAGAAAUUCAUUACAAGCUCCAGUCUCACUUCCCAUCAGAUAAUUCAUACAGGAGAGAAACCCUAUCAGUGUGGGGAAUGUGAAAAGAGCUUCAGUCACAGCUCUGCUGUCACUAAGCAUCGGAAACUUCAUACAGGGGAGAAACCCUAUCAGUGCAUGGAAUGUGGGAAGAGCUUCAGUAGCAGCUCCAAUCUCACUUCCCAUCAUAGAAUUCAUACAGGGGAGAAACCCUAUCAUUGUCUGGAAUGUGGAGAGAGCUUCAAUACAAGCUCCCUUCUCACUUCCCAUCAGAUAAUUCAUACAGGAGAGAAACCCUAUCAGUGUGGGGAAUGUGAAAAGAGCUUCAGUCACAGCUCUGCUGUCACUAAGCAUCAGAAACUUCAUACAGGGGAGAAACCCUAUCAGUGCAUGGAAUGUGGAAGGAGCUUCACUGAUAGCUCUUCUCUCACUUCCCAUCAGAGAAUUCAUACAGGUGAGAAACCCUAUCAGUGUGGGGAAUGUGGAAAGAGUUUCCGUCACAGUUCUGAUGUCACUAAACAUCAGAGAAGUCAUACAGGGGAGAAACCCUAUCAGUGUGGGGAAUGUGGAAAGAGCUUCAGGACGAGCUCCCAUCUCACUAAGCAUCAGAGAAAUCAUACAGGGGAGAAACCCUAUCAGUGUGGGGAAUGUGGAAAGAAAUUCAUUACAAGCUCCAGUCUCACUUCCCAUCAGAUAAUUCAUACAGGAGAGAAACCCUAUCAGUGUGGGGAAUGUGAAAAGAGCUUCAGUCACAGCUCUGCUGUCACUAAGCAUCAGAAACUUCAUACAGGGGAGAAACCCUAUCAGUGUGGGGAAUGUGGGAAGAGCUUCAGUCAGAGCUCCAAUCUCACUUCUCAUCAGAGAAUUCAUACAGGGGAGAAACCCUAUCAGUGUGGGGAAUGUGGAAAGAGCUUCAGGGAGAGCCCUGGUCUCACUAAGCAUCAGAGAAUUCAUACAGGGAGAAACCCUAUCAGUGCAUGGAAUGUGGAAAGAGCUUCAGUCAGAGCUCCAAUCUCAAUUCCCAUCAGAGAAUUCAUACAGGGAGAAACCCUAUCAGUGUGGGGAAUGUGGAAAGAGCUUCAGUCACAGCUCUGCUGUCACUAAGCAUCAGAAACUUCAUACAGGGGAGAAACCCUAUCAUUCUCUGGAAUGUGGAGAGAGCUUCAAUACAAGCUCCCUUCUCACUUCCCAUCAGAAAAUUCAAGAGAAAUUCUUUUGCUAAUUUUGGAAUUAGUGCAACAUCAAUGAAAUUGGAGGGAAUAUGCUGGAAAGGAACUAAAUUGGCUUUAGUAGAAAUGAUUUCAAGGAGAUAUGUAUGAAUAUGAUGUAAAGUUUGAAAUUUUAAGAUUUUUAAGAUAAGAUAAGGUUAAAGAGAUUAAGGUAAAUUGAAUAACAGAUUAUAUUAAAAGAUGGAAAGGUUAUCUUGAUUAAUAAAUAAGAGAGAUUGUGAAGAUUAAUCAUUUAAAUUAAAAUUGAGAAACAUGGGAAGAAUUUGCUGAAAUAACGAAUUAAACUAGAAUACAAAAAGGGAGGUGUGAGGAGGUUCAAGAAUUAAGCAAAUGAAAAGUUGCAAUCUGAGAUUUGUAUUUUUCUUCUUUCUUUUUUGGGCUUUUUUCCUUUUCUUUUAUUCCUUGCUGUAUAUUUUUUUCUGUGUGUCUUGUGUUUUUUUGUGUGUCUAUGUAUUGAUGAAAUUUUGAAUAAAUAUCAUUUU